AUGGCCUUACCUGGAUGUGGAAAUGCCGUUGACAAGGCCGUUAAAGGUCAGUGCUUGAAGUAUUAUGGGCUGCGCUUGACAUGCGGCGACAAACAGUACUUCCGGUGUGACAUCGUUGGCAAGGAGAGAUGGCUGGAAGCGCAUGAUUUAGAACUAAGCGGCGCGUCCAAGUGCAGAUAUGACAAGAGAUUACCACAUAUUUUUAAAAAAAAAGACAAUGUUUUUGUGUGUUAUUUGUUUGUUGUCUUUAUAAACAUCUUGGCUAACAUCGCACUGCCUGUUUUGUCAGACACGCAUAAUAUACUGGGAGCCAAUCCGGAUGCAGGAGCCUGUUUCUGCGCUACAACUGGUGCGGCGGUAUAUGACAAUGCUUGUGGUAAGUCUGUAAGCACAGUGAAAUCUGGGACGUGCAUGAAGUACUGGGGACUACGACUGACAUGCGGAGAAUCUCAGUAUUUUGCCGUGUCUUAUCAAGGAAAGAAAAGAUGGAUUGAUGGGAAGGCCUUCGCUUCUCAGACUGCGCACCAUUGUUCAAUUGGCAGUGGACUUGGCACAGUUGACUUCCGGGGAAAGCAUGUCUCUGACGCUAUUGUAAAACAAAAGCUACACGAAAUCGCUGAUUAUUUCGGCACAAGGCUUUGGGUCACCAGCGGGGACAGAAACGGAAACGGACAUUCUCAUCACGACGUUGGACGUGCUGCCGACUUUUGGCUUGACGGUUGGGACUCCGGCAAGGCAAUCUUUGACCGCCUCAGGUCCAGUGGCAUCUUAGACACCGACUUCCAGGUGAUUUGGCACGGAUCGAUGACGUGUACAUCAGGGGAACACAUUCACAUCGGUCGCUAUGGUGAUGGAAGGAGAACGUGCUGGGUGAACGAGGGCAUAUCACGCUCCAGUGUCUGCGUGUAUAAUUGCAUGUGAAAACUACUGAAAUGCAUUAACAAUAAAUAUGGAGAUAUAAAUUUACUGAUAAAUAUUUUGU
Messenger RNA from Liolophura sinensis, 982 nucleotides. RefSeq lists its product as uncharacterized. NCBI's taxonomy places the organism in Eukaryota, Metazoa, Mollusca, Polyplacophora, Chitonida, Chitonidae. The transcript has 8 exons. The record is from RefSeq and is a predicted model, not a curated record. The coding region runs from base 1 to 921 and encodes 306 amino acids.